Molecule: messenger RNA, 4453 nt
Organism: Phaedon cochleariae (mustard beetle)
Lineage: Eukaryota; Metazoa; Arthropoda; Insecta; Coleoptera; Chrysomelidae
Source: the annotation of a GenBank genome assembly
AUUCAGUCUGUUAUCGGGGAAAACGGAACAUCGCAUGGGAAAUUUUGUUAAGAGAAUUCAUUGGUUUUUAUGAAGUUCAAUAAAAAACAAUAAAUGGAAGGACAUGCAAUUAUUCAUCAUUACAUUUAUAUUUUUUUAAUUUCAAUUUAUAGAGUAGUUUUGAAGUAGUAUUAGUGAAAUCGAUAUCAGAAGGAAAAAGUGUAUCUACAGGAUGAUCCUUUUGAGUGGAAGAGCAGACCUCAUGGCUUAGUAUAAAGUUUAUCACCGAUUCGAGAAUCUUAUCUAGGAUGAUUUAGAAGCUGGAUUAUCUGCUGAUAAUUCUCGAUUUCGUAGAUGGAUGAGACCUCGUCUCCAAACCACCUUCACCAAUAUGGAUUCCGCAGAUAGGAGCGCCAAGCUCGAAAAUCCCAGAGAAAAGGCCUCCAUUUUGUCCAUCUCGACAUUCUUCUAUACCAUCAAUUUAUUCAAGAAAUCCAAUGUGAAAGAUCUAGAAGACACUGACGUAUACGACAUAAUACCGUACCUCGAAUCCAAAAAAUUGGGCGACGCACUAGAAGACCAAUGGUUGAAGCAGCAAAAAAACAAAAAACAACCAUCGCUGCUCCGAGCACUGACAGUAUGUUUCGGAAAAAGAUAUUUGAUACUCGGUUUGAUCCAACUUAUCGUGAAAAUAUCUUUGGUAAUGGUACAGCCGGCAGCUUUGGCAAAAGUAGUGUCCUAUUUCGAUCCGAAAAAAACCAGACCCAUGUCAAGAAGCGACCUCUAUCAAAACGCUGCCAUAGUGAUAGGUCUCAACCUGCUCAGCACCAUCUACAACCACAACUACCAACAAUUCAUCACCGAAAUAGGCAUCAGAGUGAGGACUUCCAUAGUAGCCUUGAUCUACAGGAAGGCGCUGAGGCUAGGACCGAACUCUCUAUCUGAUAUCACGAUGGGAAAAAUCAUCACUCUGAUGACGAAGGAUGUUUUCGCAUUUGAGAAAGUAUUGACCUUCUUGAACGACAUGUGGAUAGGUCUUAUCCAGACUGCGAUCGUCUCCUACAUGAUAUACAGCAGAGUCGGUUAUUCUGUGGUGGCAGGUGUGGGAUUUUUCCUCGUGAUGAUGCCCCUGCAAGUCUACGUCGGAAAAAGGGCUAGUGCCAUGAGGAUGAAGUCUGCCAAACAAACAGAUGAACGUCUCCAGCUGACAACAGAAACCUUGAACGCCAUCAAAAUAAUCAAAAUGUACUCCUGGGAAACUUUCUUCGAAACCAAGAUCAACGCUGUCAGAAAGCAAGAACUGAAGCACUUAGCCCCGGUGUACUACAUGAAGUGCAUAGUGAUGAUCAUAGGCACCUUGGCCUUGAACAUAUCCUUCUUCUUGCUCCUGGUCACUUACGUCUGGACUGGCCACUAUGCCACAGCCGAAACAGUCUACUUCAUCCAGAGCUGCUUCUUCAGUCUCAAAUCUUUCAUCACCGCCUCCAUACCGGUAGGUAUAGCUCAGUGCUCCGAAGUAUAUGCUGCUACGCAACGACUCAAAGAGUUCUUCUACGCAGAAGAGCUACAAAGGCGGCCAGCCACCACAACUCACCCCAAGGUCUAUUUGAAUCACGUGUCAGCCAAAGUGAAAGACACUGAAGUACUCAGAGAUGUGUCUCUGUCAGCGGAUAAAGGACUGUUUCUGUUAGUCGGCAGCCUAGGCAGCGGUAAAAGCUCCAUACUGAAGACCAUCAUGGGAGACUAUACCUUGAGCAGUGGACAAAUGUCCGUGGAAGGAACGAUAUCCUACGCAUCCGAAGAACCAUGGCUGUUCCCCUCCACCAUACGCCAAAACAUCCUCUUCGGCCAAAAAUACGACGAGAAAAGAUACCAAGAAGUUCUGAGAGUGUGUGCACUCCAACUGGACCUCAGCAAGUUCCAAAACGGCGAUCGGACCAUAGUGGGCGAUAAGGGGGUCAACCUCAGCAAAGGCCAGCAAACCAGAAUCAACUUGGCCAGGGCAGUGUACAAAAACAGCGACAUCUAUUUAUUGGACGACUGUCUUUCUCACCUGGACACUAGGGUGAACCUUUACGUGUACACCAAUUGCAUCAUGGAGUUCCUCAAGGACAAAAUCGUGGUGCUAGUCACGAAUAACCUCACUCAUAUCAAGAUGGUAUACGGUAACAAUACUCUUUUUGUCGAGAACGGUAGGACUUUGUCUUUGGAGCAGCAAAAUGAAACUUUGGACAAGAGGAUAACGUUCUACAUGGACGACGUAGACUACAACUACUUUGAAGAUGAGAAAGAAGAGAUAGAUGAGAGUUUUGUAGUAGAGGAAGACAACGAGGAAGUUGCUCUGUUGAAAGAGGAAGAUGUGAGGAAAGACGUUUACCACGAAACCAAACGUACUGGCAAGGUGGCACUGAGCGCCUACUUGAGGUACUAUAGAUUCGCGGGGGGUUGCCUAGUGUUUUUCUUGUUCUUACUGAUGUUCAUAUUGAGUCAAUUCGUUAUGGCAGCUUCAGAUAAACUACUAAGCUACUGGGUGAAUACUGAAGCAAGCCUGUCGAAUCUAUCGAACGAAUCGAAUAUAUCGAUCAAGUCGAAUCUAUCCACCAAAUUGAAUCUAUCUAUCAAGUCGAAUACUACACAGUACUCUGUCCUGAUCACCCAGAGAAACUACUACUUGUGCAUAUACUGUAUCCUGAUGGCAGUUGGAGUCCUGCUGGUGUUCUUAAGAACUUACUCCACUUUUUUCCUAGCUCUCAGAGCUUCCAGGAAUCUCCACAAGGCUAUGAAUCGCUCAGUCUUGAACUCCUUCAUGAAUUUCUUCGAUAGCCACCUCAUUGGUAAUAUCGUCAACAGAUUUUCAAAAGACUUGAAUACUACCGACGAAAUCCUACCACUAGUAGUAUAUGAAGUCACGAGGAAUACUUUGAUGGUUAUUAGCAUCAUAGGCCUUAUAGCCUCCGUUCAUUUGACAUUCUUAAUUCCAGCUGCGUGUUUGUUAGUUUUAUUGUACUUCUUCAGGAAGUACUAUCUAGCUGUAGGAAGAAGUAUCAAAAGACUGGAGGCUUCAACAAGGAGUCCAAUGAUAGGCUACUUGAAUGCCACUCUGGAAGGUCUUUCCACUGUGAGAGCCUACGACAAACAAGCACACUUGAUUGAGGAAUUCGAUAGGCAUCAAGACCACUAUACUUCCGCCUACUACAUGAUGAUCUGUACCACGAGAGCUUUCGGGUUCUGGUUGGAUAUGAUCUGUGCUGCGUUCAUUGCUUCGGUGGUACUUAGAUUCGUCCUUGAUGGAUCAAGUGUUGGUGCUGGAGGUGUGGGUUUAGCCAUCACCCAAGCAAUGGCUCUAACAGGUCUUCUCCAGUGGGGCGUUCGGCAGUACUCGGAGUUAGAGAACAACAUGACAGCAGUGGAAAGAGUCCUAGAAUACACGGAUAUUGAAACAGAAGACAAGACCGAAGGUCAAAGGAAGGACAAUUGGCCAGAUAGAGGUGAAAUCGAGUACAGGCAUUUGUCUUUGACCUACAGCACCACUAGGCAGAAGGUCUUGAAGGACGUUAGCUUCGUCAUCAAGCCCAGAGAGAAGAUCGGUAUAGUCGGCAGGACUGGGGCGGGCAAGUCUUCCAUCAUCUCCAGCCUCUUCAGGCUGUACGAGACCAAAGGCAGGAUCUUUGUGGACGGUUUGGACACCAGGACUGUCAACUUGGAGUAUCUGCGGUCCAACAUCGCUAUCAUUCCACAGGAUCCCAUACUGUUCUCAGGCACCAUCCGUUCCAAUAUAGACCCGAUGGGUAAAUACCAGGACGAGGCGAUCUGGAAGGCUAUAGAGCAGUUGAACAUCAAGCGCUGGUUUCCCAAUUUGCAGGAGAAGAUAACGGAACACGGUUCCAACUACAGCUCGGGGCAGAGGCAGCUGAUCUGUCUGGCUAGGGCCUUGGUGAGCAAGAGCAGGAUCAUCGUGUUGGAUGAGGCUACGGCCAAUAUGGAUCCGGAGACUUGCGGCUUGCUGCAGUGCACCAUGAAGAAGAAUUUCGCUGGAUGUACGGUGCUCACGAUCGCUCACAGACUGAACACUGUGUCCGACUCUGAUAGGGUGAUGGUGGUAGAUCAAGGCAAAAUAGUCGAAUUCGACACUCCGAAUGCCUUGAUGGAGAAGAAAAAUGGAGUCUUCUCCAACAUGGUGAAGAAAUCUGGACUUUCUGAAUUUUGAUAUAACUCAAAAUACAUUCCUCCAUGAUACGAAAUUUGUGCAAUUCGGGUGUGGUUGAAAAUAUUUCGACAAAAAAUAAUAAAUAAAAAGUACUUGAAGUGACAUGCACGAAGAUAAGAACUUCAACAAGUGAAACAACUUAAUACAACGAUUUCAACAUUGUAUAAAUCUAGAGUGCCAAUUAUAUUUAUCUGUGACGAAUUGUUUUUUUAUACGGCGAUUGUUUGAACAUAAUAUAUGUACAUAUAAUAAUAAAAUAUCCAUUUG